CACGCAUUUCUACAAACAGUUGGCAGGCAGUCGCAGAUUCAACUCCUCCGCUCUCCAAACUACACACAAUUUCCUUCCUUUCCCAUUAAAUCCGACAACCCAGAAUUCCAUUAUGCUCGCUUCUGCUUUUGUUUCUCCCAUUUUCGUCAAUAAGCGGUGAGUAGUUCUUAUUGUUCUCAUGUUUUCAUUGCGACGGGGGAACGUUUCCGGUUUCCUCCAUGGCUGUCGUAAAGCAUUCAGCUUGCAGCAGAAUUUCAGCUUAGUGAAUGUGAAAUUGAAAUGGGUUAAAGAUAGUGUCUUAGACAGGGUCGUUUCUGGCCAGGGCGAUCUGAAAGCUGCCUGCUUUCUCGUUUCCAUAAUAUCAUCUGCUCCCAGCCAUUCCCUCCCUGUUUACUCCCUCACCAAGCAUCGUGGCCAACUAGGUUUGCCUCUCGAUCUCAAGCUCUCAACUUUCCUUAGGAGAUACCCAACAAUAUUCCAUGAAUACCACAUUCUCGACAGUGGUGGAACUCGGGUUCCUUCCUUCCAAUUGACCCCUGAGGCAUUGGAUCUCCACCAGGAGGAGCAGAAUGCAAUUGAUCAAAAUCGAAACGAUCUUGUUGAGAGGCUCUGCAAGCUGCUCAUGCUCACGAAGGACAGGUCUCUUCCUUUCCAAACCAUUGACCAGCUGAAAUGGGACUUGGGGUUGCCUUACCAGUACCAUGAUUCCUUAGUAUUGCACCAUCCAUAUAAGUUCUGUUUGGUUCGCUUCCCUGAUGAUCGUGUAGGGUUGAAGCUCCGAUUCUGGGAUGAUCAACUUGCUAUAUCACAAUUGCAGAGGAAGGCUCCCCAAGAAGAGCUAGAACAUGGUUGCUUAAGGUUUCCAGUUGGGUUCACCAGAGGAUUCGGGUUAAAAAGAAAGAGCAUGGUUUGGUUAGAAGAGUGGCAGAAGCUUCCUUAUACUUCGCCUUAUGUUGAUCCAUCGAGCUUGGAUGUGAGGACAGAUGUGUCCGAGAAGAGGAUUGUGGGAGUCUUUCAUGAGCUGCUUCAUCUGACAUUGGAGAAGAAGACUGAGAGGAAGAAUGUCAGCAAUCUAAGGACAGCAUUGCGUUUGCCUCAGAAGUUUACUAAGGUGUUCGAGCGCCAUCCUGGUGUGUUUUACAUAUCGAAGAAGUGUGAUACUCAGACUGUUGUCCUUAGAGAAGGAUAUGAUCGUGGAGAGCUCCAGGAGAAGCAUGCUCUUGUUAGUGUCCGGGCGAAGUAUGCGAGGUUGAUGAAGAGAGGGUUUCUGGAGAGAAGUAUGGGGUUGCAUAGGAACAAUGAAGAGUCCGUGGAGGAAGAAGAGAUUAUAUGGGUGAGCAGCAUACAGGAAUGAAACUAGGACUUGGCAAAUUCUGUUGAUUGCAGCUACUAUUGCUAUGAGCAAAGAGGUUAAAUGCUUACAUAUCAGAUGUUGUUGUGUAGUUGAAUUAAGUUUCCGAUCUGUUUGAAAGAGGGAACCGAGUUCCCUUGACUGCUGCAAUAUCAUAGUUUCAUUUGACAGAACUGCUGUGCAGGCUUUUUCUGUAGUGUGUCAAUACAAUCAAUAAAAGGGAAGUUUCAGA
Messenger RNA from Linum trigynum, 1583 nucleotides. NCBI's taxonomy places the organism in Eukaryota, Viridiplantae, Streptophyta, Magnoliopsida, Malpighiales, Linaceae. The record is from the annotation of a GenBank genome assembly.